This is a messenger RNA of Plasmodium falciparum 3D7, 585 nucleotides long. RefSeq lists its product as uncharacterized. Lineage: Eukaryota; Apicomplexa; Aconoidasida; Haemosporida; Plasmodiidae. The record is from RefSeq and is a predicted model, not a curated record.
AUGGAUAAGCAUAAUUGUUAUGUAUUUAUAAGCAGGAAAAUAAAAUUCUUCAUACAAAUAUUAUUUGUUUUUACAAUUUUUAUAUCCAGUAAUACAUUAUAUAAGUCAUUAUCACCUAAUACAUAUGCUAAUAUUUAUAUAACACAAAAUAGGAUCCUUACAGAAUCAUACACUAAUAAUAAUAAAUCAUUAAAAACGUCGCAUAUAAAAAAAAACACAAAAAGAAAUGAAAUAAAAUAUGAUAAAGACAUAAAUAAUUUAAACACAGAUUCUCAAUCACAUAAUAAUAUAUCAACCGAAAAUAAUAACUUAGAAUCUUUACUUGGAGAAUACCAUGAAGAAAUGAAAGAAAUAAAUAAAAGAAAUGAAAAACCGUUUUUCAAAAGAGCCUUAUAUUUAAUGGAUUGUUUUGAUAAUAUAUAUAUUGAUAAAUUAAUAGAUCAAAAUGUUCAUAAUAAAUCCUCACCUAUAGCACAACAUGUAACGGAAAAUUCUGUAUUCCUGUCUCAUGCUUGUAGUAUAUUUACAGCAAUACCAAUAAUUACAUAUAUUGUUAAACGCUUUGAUUAUUUAGAAAGAUAUUAA